This is a messenger RNA of Exophiala xenobiotica, 888 nucleotides long. RefSeq lists its product as uncharacterized. The transcript is spliced from 2 exons. NCBI's taxonomy places the organism in Eukaryota, Fungi, Ascomycota, Eurotiomycetes, Chaetothyriales, Herpotrichiellaceae. The coding region runs from base 1 to 888 and encodes 295 amino acids. The record is from RefSeq and is a predicted model, not a curated record.
AUGAAGAAACAAGAGAACCUGCAUUCUCCCUCCAGUUCUCUUUCCGCUUCGCUCGACCGAGCUCUUCCUAUACCUGGCCUUCUCUUGACUUCGACUGUGGCUUUCACGCUUCUUGGCUUGAAAGUGAACGGAUGGAAGGGCUCAGAGAACUUCGCCAAUUUUAUCACGGACGACCGCACGACAGUGGCAAUCGCCAUCCAAAUAAUCUCCCACAUUCUCGGUCUCAUCCAAGUCCAGGCUCUGUACGCCUCGAUGGCAGGUACCGUUAUUAAAAUCUCCUUUACAGCGUCGCUCGCUUCGCGGAAGUUCUCGCUUAAUACGCUCCAAUUGGUCCACGCCGCAUCUAUCCCCAGAGUGUCGUUCUCCUUGCCAUGGUUCCUAUGUGUACCCCUGACGACGCUCGUCGUGUUAUCCUUCCUGCCUGCCGCUCUGUGGUCUGGUGCCAUGACCCCGAUCAUCUCAGAAAGAACUACAACCCAAACAACGAUGAUGCCGACAUUCCAAACAAACAAUCUAUCAUCGCUAUGGGAAGGAAACACCUCAACAUCCACCUCGGGAUCGGGGAGUCUCGGCCAGUGGCUCACCGACGAUGGUCUCUUCUCCUUCGACCCGAGCGCGCUGCGCAGCCUGAUACUCAAUUCGGCAAGCGAUGCCUCGUCGACCAACGUGUCAGGUUAUCUGCACCAAAAACUCGACAAGACAGGCUUUCUCUACCUCAAUCGGAGUUACGGCGUCGGUUCGGGCGCCUCGUCGACGUCCCAGGCUCAAAUUCUCCGCGAUGGAUCUCGUACUCGGAACCGGCCUUCCACUCCGAAGUCUCAUGCAUCUACAACGCCUCGAGCGCCUAUCGCAUCGACAAACUCCAGGUCCCCUCAGGCUGGUCACUGA